AUGUGGUAUCUACCUAUAGCUGAUAGGCUGAAGAGAAUGUAUCAGAGCAAGAAGACAGCAGCGGCAAUGAGAUGGCAUGCUGAGCACCAAUCAAAAGAGGGAGAAAUGUGUCAUCCAUCUGAUGCGGCAGAAUGGAAACAUUUUCAAGAGAUGCAUCCCCAGUUUGCCGAAGAACCUCGCAACGUUUAUCUUGGAUUAUGUACAGAUGGAUUCAAUCCAUUUGGGAUGUCUCGUAAUCAUUCGUUGUGGCCUGUGAUCUUAACUCCAUAUAAUCUACCCCCUGAUAUGUGCAUGAAUACAGAGUAUUUGUUUCUUACAAUUCUGAAUUCUGGGCCAAAUCAUCCACGAGCUAGUCUUGAUAUCUUCCUCAAACCUUUGAUUGCGGAGUUAAAAGAAUUGUGGUCAACUGGAGUCGAAGCAUAUGAUGUGUCUUUAAAUCAAAAUUUUAAUCUAAAAGCCGUGUUACUGUGGACGAUAAGCGACUUUCCGGCGUAUGGCAUGCUAUCAGGAUGGACGACCCAUGGUAAAUUGUCUUGUCCAAUUUGCAUGGAAGAUACAAAGGCUUUUUAUCUGACUAAUGGAAGGAAGACGUGUUGGUUUGAUUGUCACCGAAGAUUUCUUCCUCCUAAUCAUCCACUGAGAAAGAAUAGAAAGGAUUUCUUGAAGGGGAAAAACGCGGUAAAUGAAGAUCCACCUGAUUCUUUAACUGGUGAACAAGUUUAUUCAGAACGAUUAAAGGGUGUCAAUCCUCCAAAAACGUCUGUUUGCGGUGGAAACGGUCAUGAAAAGAAGAAGUCUGGUUAUGGGAAGUACCAUAACUGGCACAAGGAAAGCAUAUUUUGGGAGUUGCCAUACUGGAGGGACCUAAUUCUCCGACAUAAUCUUGAUGUGAUGCAUAUAGAGAAGAAUUUUUUUGACAACAUCAUGAAUACUCUUAUGAAUGUUAAGGGUAAAUCGAAAGACACAAUCAAUUCAAGAUUGGAUAUGGAAAUAUUUUGUGAUCGUCCACACUUACAUCUUGAUGGUUCUGGUCAAGCUCCAUUUCCUCCCUACACACUAAACGAAGACGAAAGGAGAAGUUUAUUGGAAUGCGUGAAACAUGCGGUUAAAUUCCCAGAUGGAUAUGCUUCAAACUUAGCUAAUUGUGUUGAUAUAGAAAACAACAAAUUUUCUGGCAUGAAGAGUCAUGACUGCCAUGUUUUUAUGGAGCGGCUACUUCCAUUUAUCUUUUCAGAACUCCUUGACCAGAAUGUUCAUCUUGCGUUAUCAGCAAAAGCCAAGAACAAAAGAUUUGCGGCCGGCUCGAUUGUCGAAUCAUAUAUCAACGAGGAGAUAGCUUACUUCUCAGAACACUACUUUUCUGAUCAUAUACAAACCAAAUCAAGGUUCACAAGAUUUGAUGAAGGUGAAGUCCCCGUAUAUCAUGUCCCUGGAGUACCUGAUAUAUUUACGCACGUAGGACAUCCAAGUGGAGAAACGCAAGAAAUAUGGCUUUCCGAGAAAGACUAUAGAUGCGCACAUGCAUAUGUUUUACGCAAUUGUGAUUAUUUUCAGCCACUUGAGAGGAUGUUUGAAGAUUUUCUUAGUGCAAAAUAUCCAGACCUCUCCGAAAAAGACCUCUCUGCGAAGAGAGCUGACGAAUAUCAUAUAUGGGUGAAAGAUUAUGUUAGCUAUUGGAGCAACACACAUAAUUUUCCUGUGUGGGUUAAAGAUAUUUCGAAUGGACCCCUGACUAGAGCCAGAACAUGGCCCAUGUACUUCACAAAAGGCUAUUUGUUCCAUACGCAGAAGCAUGGCGAGGGAAGAAAGACAUGUAACUAUGGUGUGAGUGUUAAAGGAGAAAGUUACACAAAUGCAUCCGAUGAAGCCAAUUACUACGGGAUAUUGACUGAUAUCAUACAAAUUCAGUAUGAGGGAUCGGUCAAUUUGAAAAUCACACUUUUUAAGUGUAAGUGGUAUGAUCCGGUAAUUGGUAGAGGCACUCGACGGAGAAAUGGAGGCAUCGUCGACGUUCUUUCAUCGCGGAAAUACUAUAAAUACGAACCAUUUAUUCUAGCGUUUCAAGCAGAUCAAGUUUGUUAUAUCCCGUAUCCGUACGUUAAGAAACCAAAGCAGUCGUGGCUCAAUGUUUUAAAAGUGAAUCCAAGGAGAAUCAUUUCAGGAGAAUAUGAAGAUAAAGAACCGACACUGUUGCAACAAGAAAAUGAUGAUGCUGUUUUAAUGACUACAAUUGAAGAACUUGCAGUCGACCAUUUGGUUCAUGCUCGGGUACAACCUAUAAAUCUUGAUAUUGAUGUGGAAGAUGUUGAACCAGAGGAUGAAUUCCAGUGUAAUGUAUCAUCGUCUUCUUCUGAUGAUGGAGAUGGAGAAGAACCCUAUUAA
Molecule: messenger RNA, 2382 nt
Organism: Brassica napus (rape)
Lineage: Eukaryota; Viridiplantae; Streptophyta; Magnoliopsida; Brassicales; Brassicaceae
Exons: 6
Coding region: 1-2382 (793 amino acids)
Source: RefSeq, a predicted model, not a curated record